AUGCAUUCUUCAACGUCAUCCUCAUCGUCAUCAAUCUUUGCCAAUUACCCUCUAAUUUCCGCCGUUGUUGCUUUCGCCGUUGCCCAAUCCAUCAAGUUCUUCACCACCGGGUUUAAGGAUAAAAGAUGGGAUCCCAACCAAUUAAUUGGGUCCGGUGGAAUGCCAUCAUCUCAUUCAUCAACUGUCACUGCUCUUGCAACAGCCAUUGGCUUCCACUACGGCUUUGGAGGACCCCCUUUUGCUAUUGCCACGAUUUUAGCUUGCAUUGUGAUGUAUGAUGCUAUUGGUUUAAGAUUGCAAGCAGGACGCCAAGCAGAGGUUUUGAACCAAAUUGUAUGUCAACUUCCAGCUGAGCAUCCUCUCGCUGCAAGCAGACCGCUACGCGAACUUCUUGGGCAUACACCCCCUCAGGUCAUGGCAGGUGGGUUGCUGGGACUUGUAAUAGCAGCAAUUGGCUAUCUGAUUGUUAGGUAGCGGGCGCAAUUUCAGUUCCUACCUUUUGUACAGGAACUGAUGACAUC
Gastrolobium bilobum is the source of this 521-nucleotide messenger RNA. RefSeq lists its product as uncharacterized. Bases 1 to 474 code for a protein of 157 amino acids. The transcript has 4 exons. Lineage: Eukaryota; Viridiplantae; Streptophyta; Magnoliopsida; Fabales; Fabaceae. The record is from RefSeq and is a predicted model, not a curated record.